Rhinocladiella mackenziei CBS 650.93 is the source of this 921-nucleotide messenger RNA. RefSeq lists its product as uncharacterized. The coding region runs from base 1 to 921 and encodes 306 amino acids. NCBI's taxonomy places the organism in Eukaryota, Fungi, Ascomycota, Eurotiomycetes, Chaetothyriales, Herpotrichiellaceae. The record is from RefSeq and is a predicted model, not a curated record. Gene Ontology annotation, cellular component: proteasome regulatory particle, base subcomplex; nucleus; cytosol. Gene Ontology annotation, biological process: proteasome-mediated ubiquitin-dependent protein catabolic process. Gene Ontology annotation, molecular function: polyubiquitin modification-dependent protein binding. The transcript has 2 exons.
AUGGUGCUCGAGGCUACGAUGAUCUUGGUGGACAACAGCGAAACGAGCAGGAAUGGCGACUAUUUACCGAACCGAUUCUCAGCACAAUCUGAAGCUGUAUCACUCAUCUUCAACGCAAAGACAUCCUCAAAUCCCGAAUCUGCGGUCGGCUUAAUGUCCAUGGCAGGAACAGGUCCUACCGUCCUCAAUACCCCCACCACAAAUUUCGGCGCCAUCCUAGCAGGUCUACAUGAAACCAAAAUCAAAGGCCAAGUGAGAUUAGGAACGGCCAUCAGUGUGGCCAUGCUUGCCCUCAAACACAGAGCGAACAAGAGUCAACGACAACGAAUCGUGGUCUUGAUAUGCAGUGAAUUGGAUCAGAAGUUUGGGGAUAAGAACGAUACCGAGAAAGAAUUGGUCAAAUUGGCCAAAAAGUGCAAGAAAAACAAUGUGUCGGUCGACUUUGUUGCCUUUGGUGAUGCCAUCGAAUCGACCACCAAGUCGAUAUUGGAGAAAUUUGUCGAAGCGGUGGGUGGAUCAUCUGGAGAAGGAAACUAUCUUGCAGUCAUCCCUCCCGGACCGGGCUUGCUCAGUGACAGUCUCAUUACCACCCCGAUUGUCAACAUGGGUGGAGAUGUGGGACAAGGAGGAAGCGGUAUGGAGGGGGUUGAAAGUGGUGCUGGUGGCUCAGGAACGGGGUUUGAAUUUGGAAUUGAUCCAACGUCGGACCCAGAACUUGUCAUGGCUUUGCGAAUGAGUAUGGAAGAGGAACAGAACCGACUGGAGAGAGAGCGCAGACGGCGGGAGGAGGAAGAAAGACAAAAUGCUGAAAGAAUGGAGACCAUCACUGAAGAAGGCCAGGGACAACAGCCGACCAACGGAGAAGGCCAAGACAGCAAUGCUUCACAGCAGCCACGGGUGGAGGAUGACAAGCAGGAAUGA